UUACUCUAUAAAUAGGUUCUUUUGGUUCAGAAAUAUUUGGAUUUCAUUUCCGCUACUUUCUUGCAAUUCUUGUAUCUUUCCCUGCUGUUCUUGAGUUUCUUCUUUCUUGGUUCAGUUCUUGGACUUUCUUGGGUGUGUGUUCUUCUACUUCUCUAUUAUUGUAAAAUCUUGGUCAGAGAAGUCUCUUUUACCUGGAGAUACAAAAAUGACAAUAAAAACAAAGGGGUUAAUUGAAAGGAAUUUCCCAGAAGAACUAAAGAAAGUUCUUCAAUCAGUGGCCUCUGAAUGGGGAGAUGUGGUGGAUGAUAUGAAUUCUUUGCAGGUUAUACCAUUAAAAGGAGCUAUGACUAAUGAGGUUUUCCAAAUAAAUUGGCCUACAAAGAAUGGUGAUAUUAUUCGAAAAUUGUUGAUUCGGAUUUAUGGUGAAGGUGUUGAAAUGUUUUUCAGGAGAGAUGAUGAGAUUAGGACUUUUGAAUGUAUGUCAAAGAAUGGACAAGGGCCUAGGCUUCUUGGCCGGUUUGCAGAUGGCAGAGUUGAAGAGUUCAUUCAUGCUAGGACACUAUCAGCUGCUGACCUCCGUGAUCCUGAAAUAUCUGCUCUAGUGGCAGAAAAGAUGAGAGAAUUCCACGAUCUUGAUAUGCCUGGUCCAAAGAAAGUACUACUAUGGAGCAGAAUGAGGGAUUGGCUGGCUGAGGCAAAAUGUUUGUGUUCUGCGAAAGAUGCAAAGCAAUUUCAUUUGGAUAGUCUAGAAGAUGAAAUCAAUAUGCUAGAGAAGCAACUGUCACAAGAAUAUCAGGAAAUAAGAUUUUGUCACAAUGACCUGCAAUAUGGUAACAUAAUGAUGGAUGAAGAGACAAGAUCAAUCACCAUAAUUGACUAUGAGUAUUCAAGUUACAAUCCUGUUGCAUAUGACAUUGCAAACCACUUCUGUGAAAUGGUAGCUGAUUAUCAUUCUGAUACACCACAUAUUCUGGACUAUAGCAGAUAUCCAGGAUUAGAGGAGCGCUGCAGAUUUGUUCGUGCAUAUCUAAGUUCAGCAGGUGAGAAACCUAGUGAAGAUGAAGUGGAACAGCUAGUCAAUGAUGCAGAGAAGUAUACUCUAGCAAACCAUCUCCUUUGGGGCUUAUGGGGAAUAAUUUCAGGUUAUGUAAACACACUAGAUUUUGACUACUUGGAGUAUGCAAGGGAGAGGUUUGAGCAGUAUUGGUUGAGAAAGCAUGAAUUAUUGGGAUCCUUUGAUGUUCAAGCUAAUGGUUAUGUAGUUGAUGCUACAUGAGGGAUUUGAUAUCUCUUUUCUUUACUGAAUUUCAUGUAGAAUACAAAUUUAGUCACCCAUAUUGUUACUGCCACCUCAGUUCUUGAAAGAAAUCAUUGGGAAUAGAAUGUAAUAUGUUAGGUUGUGGAUUUCUGAUUCCAAUUUACUUGCUUGUUUGGUAUAAAUAAAUUUAGGUACGGUAUUCAUUUAUAAAUGAUAAAAAUGAUUUAGUUAUGUUAA
Molecule: messenger RNA, 1495 nt
Organism: Jatropha curcas
Lineage: Eukaryota; Viridiplantae; Streptophyta; Magnoliopsida; Malpighiales; Euphorbiaceae
Gene: CK1
Product: choline kinase 1
Biological process (GO): phosphatidylethanolamine biosynthetic process; phosphatidylcholine biosynthetic process
Cellular component (GO): cytoplasm
Molecular function (GO): ethanolamine kinase activity; choline kinase activity
Source: RefSeq, a predicted model, not a curated record